Molecule: messenger RNA, 2536 nt
Organism: Synchiropus splendidus (mandarinfish)
Lineage: Eukaryota; Metazoa; Chordata; Actinopteri; Syngnathiformes; Callionymidae
Product: tripartite motif-containing protein 16-like
Exons: 1
Coding region: 443-2167 (574 amino acids)
Molecular function (GO): zinc ion binding; protein binding
Source: RefSeq, a predicted model, not a curated record
GGUAGGAAAGUGUGUGGAUCAAGCAGAGAACAGAGGCUGAGUGACAUCUGCUGGGAGAUGAUCACUGCUGAAGCUUGUGUCAGAGAUCACAGAAGAAGAUCUAUGGUCAGAUCCAUGUGAGGCCAAAGUGUACAAGGGUGUCCUCGUCUGUCCUCAAGCUGAGACAGACGCUCAGAAGGACAGAGGGAAGACUGGUGAAGAUCUGCUCUCAGAUGAGCUUUUGAGUGGAGGGUCAAAGACUUCAGAUCUGAUGGAGUCUGAUCAGGUCACACGCUCUCAGGUGCUCUCGAGGUCACAUCUGUAUCAUCAGCUGGACCAGAGAUGAAGACUGUCACUUUAACAGCAUCACGUGACCUGAGUGGAUCCUCUGAAGACUCCACCUCCUCUGAAGCAAAUAGAGGUGGAGCCGACCCUUGAAUCAGAGCUCUUGCUUGAUCACGUGAUGCCUCCUCUCACUGGUUCCAGUUUCCAGGAAAUGAAAGCAAGUCAGUCUUCAGAGAGGAGUGAAAUGGCACAGACCAGAGUUGAUCUGCAGAGAGAGUGCUUCUCCUGCCCCAUCUGUUUGGACCUGCUAACAGACCCGGUCACGCUGCCCUGUGGACACAACUACUGCAUGACCUGUAUCAAUGGCUCCUGGGACAGAGAAGCGGACAAGAACGUCUACAGGUGUCCUCAGUGCUCACAGACCUUCACACCGAGGCCGUCCUUGCAGAAGAACACCUUGAUAGCUGAGUUAGUGGAGGCGCUGAACAAGACUAGACCACACGCCGCGACCGCUGCUGCCGUCUGCAGCUACGCCGGACCUGAUGACGUGUGCUGUGACUCCUGCACAGGGAGGAAGAUGAGAGCCUUCAAGUCCUGUCAGGUCUGUCUGGUGUCGUUCUGUGAGCAACACCUCCAGCCUCACCUACGAGAGUCAGCCUUCAAGAGACACAAGCUGGUCAAUCCAGUCAGGCAGUUGGAGGAGAACAUCUGCACCAGUCACAGAGAGGUCAUGAAGAUCUUCUGCCGAACCGAUCGGCAGGUCAUCUGCUAUCUCUGCGCAGUGGAUGGACAUAAAGACCACGACACGGUCUCGGCUGCGGCGGCAAGAGGCGAACAAGAGAAGGAGGCGGAGCAGAGUCGGGGAAGGACACAGCAGACUAUCAGGAAGACGGAGAAGGAUCUGAGGCAGCUUCAGCAGGAGGAGAAGAGCAUCACCGUCUCUGCUGAGAGAGCAGAGAAGGACAGUGAUGAGAUCUUCACACAGAUGACAACUCUCUUCCAGAGGAGAAGGUCUGAGGUGGAGCAGCAAAUCAAAUCACAGAGCGAGGCCGAUGUGAGUCAAGUUCAGAUGCUUCAGGAAGAGCUGAGGAAAGAGAUCACUGAGCUGAGGAGGAAAGAUGCAGAGCUGGAGAAGCUGUUACAGACCGAGGAUCACACAAACUUCCUCCAGAAAUUUGCUUCACUGUCAGAGGUCGGAGUGUCCAGCACCGUGUCCAGGGCCAACGUGUGUCCACACAACUACUCCAGAAACGUGGCCGCAGCCCUGUUGGCCUGCAGAGAUCAACUCCAGGACUUUCUGAGAGACAGGUGGACAAGCAUGUCGCUGACUCCAGAGGAGCAUCUGCUGUUGGAGGCUGAGCCCCAGACUAGAGCCGAGUUUCUCAUAUACUCCCGUGACAUCACUCUGAAUCCAAACACCGCACACGCUUGCCUGCAGCUGUCUGAGGGAAACAGGAAGGUCAAAGGAGUGAGUAAGAAGCAUCUUCGUCCUCACCACCCGGACAGAUUCACAGAUGAGUGGCAGGUCCUGAGCAGAGAGACUCUGACUGGACGUGGGUACUGGGAGGUGAAGUGGACCGUGGGAGUCUCUGUCGCGGUCGCUUUGAAGAGCAGCACAGAAGAACAUCAGGAAUUUGGAUUCAACGACAAGUCCUGGUCUCUGUGUUGGAGCACACAUUCUGGUUGCGAAUUUUUGCAUGACAGCGUUACCCAUGAGGUCUCAGUACGUCCUUCCUCCAGAGUGGGCGUCUAUCUGGAUCACUCUGCAGGGCUUCUGUCCUUCUACAGUGCCUCUGACACCAUGACCCUCCUACACAGAGUCCAGACCACAUUCACGAAGCCACUAUAUGUCGGAGUUGGUGUUGGUGUCCGGUCCUCAUGUGAGUUUGUGAAGCUGAACUAGCAUGUCUCACUCCUCAUCUCCCAUCAUGAACCACUUGAGCAUCUCCUUCACCGAGGAAUGAAAACAAGAGUUUUUCCUGAAAAUCACAAAGUUCCAGACGAUUUGGACCCAGUUGAAGCUGCCAGUCUGUUCAGUGUGGGACUUGUUUUGAAACAAAGCAUAGCAUUUACGUUUCAUCUUCGAUUACGGGAUGCAUUUUAGAAAAAAAGCACACAAAAUAUGACGUUAUUGAAAUAAUGCCUUUGUGUCCCAUUGUGAAUUUAUAAUGAUAUGUUUUCCUGAGCUCUCCUCACUGUUGACUAGAUACAAGUGUCAAGGUGGCUACAAUUCUUGGGCGACCCUUGUCCCUGGUUUCUUGAAUAAAUAAGU